AUGGACCACUAUAAAGAGGGCAACUGUAAAGAGGCCCACUGUAAAGAGGCCGACUGUGAAGAGGUCCACUGUGAAGAGGCCCACUGUGAAGAGGCCAACUGUAAAAAGGCCCACUGUGAAGUGGACCACUAUAAAGAGGGCAACUGUAAAGAGGCCCACUGUGAAGAGGCCAACUGUAAAAAGGCCCACUGUGAAGUGGACCACUAUAAAGAGGGCAACUGUAAAGAGGCCCACUGUGAAGUGGCCCACUAUGCCCACUGUGAAGAGGUACAAUGUAAAGAGGCCCACUGUAAAGAGGCCCACUGUAAAGAGGUCCACUGUAAAGUGCCCCACUGUAAAGAGGCCCACUGUGAAGAAGCCCACUGUGAUGUGUCCCACUGUAAAGAGGCCCACUGUGAAGGGGCUCACUGUAAAGAGGCCCACUGUACAGUGUCCAACUGUAAAGUGUCCAACUGUAAAGAGGCACACUGUGAAGGGGCCCACUGUGAAAUGUCCCACUGUAAAGUGGCCCACUGUGAAGGGGCUCACUGUAAAGAGGCCCACUGUACAGUGUCCAACUGUAAAGAGGCCACCUGUAAAGGGGCUCACUGUAAAGAGGUCCACUGUGAAGUGUCCCAUUGUGAAGUUUCCCACUGUAAAGAGGCCCACUGUAAAGAGGUAUAA
Molecule: messenger RNA, 663 nt
Organism: Salmo salar (Atlantic salmon)
Lineage: Eukaryota; Metazoa; Chordata; Actinopteri; Salmoniformes; Salmonidae
Source: RefSeq, a predicted model, not a curated record